AGUUCAUCUCCCCCCCCCCUCAAAAUGGCGCGACGGAGAGACGAAGCCUUUGAGGAGGCGGACGAGCGGUUUUCAGACCCUGAGAGACUGAGGGCUGCCGUGCACUACACGGUUGCUUGCCUCUGUGAAGAAGUUGCAGAAGACAAAGAGAUCCAGUUUAGUAAACAAGCUAUUGCCGCUAUUUCUGAGAUGACCUUCAGACAGUGUGACAUCUUUGCACAGGACCUUGAAAUGUUUGCUAAGCAUGCAAAACGAAUUACGGUUAAACCUGAAGAUGUGAAACUUUUGUCUAGAAGGAGCAACUCAUUGCUGAAGUACAUCACUCAGAAGAGCGAAGAACUUACCUUGAAAAAACCUGCAAAGAAAAAAAGGACAUCCGGCACUAAAAAUGGACUCUGUCUUCCAUCAAAGAGCAACACAGGUCUGGUUUUGCCACGCAGCAUUCGGCAUCUGCCUGCCUUUGAGCUGGACUCACUGUGGUUAGUGUUAAGGAAGUGCCAUAUAACUGGGGUGUUGGUUUCAUCUUGGAAAACACAUGUGAGAAAUGGAUACUUUAAAGGGUUCAUGAAAGAAAGAUUUGUGUACAUGGAAAAAUGGCUGCAGCUUUGCUGUAUAGUAAUAGAGACGAGGCAGGUGGACAUGUGGAUCAGUUCUUCUCAGCCGUUUACGUUUUUGUAUUUCCAAGGGGGAAACUAUCACUAAUUUAUUUU
This is a messenger RNA of Eublepharis macularius, 710 nucleotides long. RefSeq names its product centromere protein S (gene CENPS). NCBI's taxonomy places the organism in Eukaryota, Metazoa, Chordata, Lepidosauria, Squamata, Eublepharidae. The transcript has 6 exons. Gene Ontology annotation, cellular component: Fanconi anaemia nuclear complex; FANCM-MHF complex. Bases 25 to 702 code for a protein of 225 amino acids. The record is from RefSeq and is a predicted model, not a curated record. Gene Ontology annotation, molecular function: chromatin binding; protein heterodimerization activity. Gene Ontology annotation, biological process: replication fork processing; resolution of meiotic recombination intermediates.